Setaria italica (foxtail millet) is the source of this 2282-nucleotide messenger RNA. RefSeq names its product phosphomethylethanolamine N-methyltransferase. Gene Ontology annotation, molecular function: phosphoethanolamine N-methyltransferase activity. Bases 383 to 1879 code for a protein of 498 amino acids. Lineage: Eukaryota; Viridiplantae; Streptophyta; Magnoliopsida; Poales; Poaceae. The transcript is spliced from 12 exons. Gene Ontology annotation, biological process: phosphatidylcholine biosynthetic process. The record is from RefSeq and is a predicted model, not a curated record.
ACGACCCGCUCGCCGCUCCACCACCCCUCUGCAGUCCGUCCACAGCUCUCCACCGCGUGGCGAGGCAGGCAGCGAGCGACUCCCCUGUCCCUGACCCCCUCUCUGCUCCCCCGUCCGUUCCGCCCGCCGCCGGGCGCGCUUGUGUCGGUGUGGUUCUCGGUUGAUGCAGCAGCGGGGCCUCGCCCACAACCGCCGCUCCCGCGGCUUCUCCCGCUCCCGCCUCGCCGUCGAGGGCGCCUAAACGCACGAACCCCCCCACGCCAACCAACACACACACACACAAAAAAAAAAAACCCCUCCAAAAAUCCAGAGGCUCGCUCGCGCAAAAACUUUCUGAAAGAACGAACAGAGAACAGAGGAAAACACCAAAGGGAUCGUCGAGAUGGACGCCCCGGUGGUGGCCGUUGCGAACGGGAUCGGUGAGGUGGAGCGGAAGGUGCAGAAGAGCUACUGGGAGGAGCACUCCAAGUCCCUCACCGUCGAGUCCAUGAUGCUCGACUCCCGCGCCGCCGACCUCGACAAGGAGGAGCGCCCUGAGAUCCUGUCUUUACUUCCAUCUUACAAAGGGAAAUCAGUUCUAGAGCUUGGUGCCGGAAUAGGACGCUUUACUGGAGAUCUGGCAAAAGAAGCUGGUCACGUUCUAGCACUGGAUUUUAUUGAAAGUGUCAUUAAGAAGAAUGAAAGCAUAAAUGGACAUCACAAGAACAUAACCUUCAUGUGUGCUGAUGUAACAUCUCCCAACUUGAAGAUUGAAGACAACUCUUUUGAUCUGAUAUUCUCAAACUGGCUACUAAUGUACCUUUCAGAUGAGGAGGUUGAGAAGCUUGUGGGGAAAAUGGUAAAAUGGUUAAAGGUCGGUGGCCACAUAUUCUUUAGAGAAUCAUGUUUUCACCAAUCUGGAGAUUCGAAAAGGAAAGUGAACCCAACACACUACAGAGAACCAAGGUUUUAUACUAAGGUAUUUAAAGAGGGCCAUUCGUAUGAUAAGAAUGGAGAUUCUUUUGAACUUUCUCUAGUGACUUAUAAGUGUAUCGGGGCUUAUGUAAAAAACAAGAAAAAUCAAAACCAGAUAUGUUGGUUAUGGGAAAAGGUAAAAUCAACAGAAGACAAAGAUUUUCAAAGGUUCCUGGACAACGUGCAAUACAAAACUAAUGGAAUCCUACGUUAUGAGCGUAUCUUUGGUGAAGGUUAUGUGAGCACUGGUGGAGUUGAAACUACUAAGGAAUUUGUGGAUAUGCUGGAUCUUAAACCUGGCCAGAAAGUACUUGAUGUUGGAUGUGGAAUUGGAGGAGGUGAUUUUUAUAUGGCUGAGAACUACGACGUCCAUGUUCUUGGUAUCGAUCUUUCCGUUAACAUGGUUUCCUUUGCAAUGGAACGUGCCAUUGGACGCAAGUGCUCUGUUGAGUUUGAAGUUGCUGAUUGCACCACAAAGGAUUACCCAGAAAAUAGUUUUGACGUUAUCUACAGCCGUGACACCAUCCUUCACAUACAAGACAAACCUGCUUUGUUCAGAAGCUUCUUCAAAUGGCUGAAACCCGGUGGCAAAGUCCUAAUCAGUGAUUACUGUAAGAAUCCUGGGAAGCCAUCUGAAGAAUUUGCUGCAUACAUUAAGCAGAGAGGUUAUGACCUUCACGAUGUGAAGGCUUAUGGAAAGAUGCUCGAGGGUGCUGGUUUUCAUGAUGUCAUUGCAGAAGAUCGCACUGAACAGUUCCUGAGUGUUCUACGGAGGGAGCUAGCUGAAGUCGAGAAGAACAAAGACGCUUUCGUGGCAGACUUCACCCAGGAGGACUAUGACGACAUUGUGAACGGCUGGAACGCGAAGCUGAAGCGGAGCUCUGCCGGUGAGCAGAGGUGGGGGCUGUUCAUUGCCACCAAGUGAUUCAGCCUGGCACCGGAGGGCUCUUCCGAAUAAGAAUGGGUGUUGCUGUGGCUUCUGCUUCUAGACCGGUGAUUCGGUCUAGAAGUAGAGGAUCUUCAGAAUAAAAAGGGUGCUCUUGUUGUUGUAUCGACGCUACUAGGAUAUCAGUUGGAUAAACUGUGCACCCAAGGUUGCAUUCGUACUGCUCGUUUCAGUUCAUGUGGUGUACUGCGAGCUAGUAAGAUUGUUGUCAGUCGAUGUCACCUGGUCACCGGGCUCCUGUGUCCUCAAUUCAGAUGUGCUUUGCUACGUGCUAUUCGAAAGUAUGUGUCGCUUUUGUGCUAUUCUUUUGGUUGAAGAAGGAUAGCGACACAAGUACUGCGUAUGUACUGCGAUGCGCAAAAGAGAAGUUGAUUCAUAGCCA